Molecule: messenger RNA, 2321 nt
Organism: Lolium rigidum
Lineage: Eukaryota; Viridiplantae; Streptophyta; Magnoliopsida; Poales; Poaceae
Product: probable protein phosphatase 2C 12
Exons: 9
Coding region: 541-1872 (443 amino acids)
Biological process (GO): protein dephosphorylation
Molecular function (GO): protein serine/threonine phosphatase activity
Source: RefSeq, a predicted model, not a curated record
CCUGCGUGCCCUUCCUGGCGCGCACGUUAAGCCGUUCGCCCUUCCAAUAACGGCUUUAACUAAUUCCUCCCUUCCCCCUCCAGCUAAUCCAUCCCACCAUUCUUAAUCCGUCCCGAGCUUCCGAUCCCCCCCAAAUCUCUCCUCCCUCCUCCCGAUCGCAUUCGCUGCCUCCCACUCCGACUCUGCUCUGCCCAAUCGCAUUCUCCCCGCCCCCCUGCGCAGAAUAAGUAGCGGCGGUUUUCUUGUCCCAGGUUCUGCGGCUUUUUGGAGCGAAUCCAUCCGAUUCUGGUCAAUGCUCCCGCUGCUUCUUGCCCAAGCCGCUUAGUCCGGGAUCCAUGCCGCGUUAGGGCAAUUGGCCAUCGGGAUUCGCCGCUCGUCUCCUACAGUCGUGUGGUUUCUUGAGUACGGCCAAAUUUCUUGGUCGAUCCAUUUUCUUGUUGUGUCUCCGCAUGCUCGAUUUCGGGGCCGUUUCGCCGCUGCUGUAGAUCAACUCCGUCCAAUCUCUUGGACUUGGAGAAUUCGGGGUGUGGGGAGAUUCGGAUGUUCAACCCCAUGGAGUUGCACGCCGUGGCAGAUGGUUCAGGUGUGCCGCUGGCCGUGCUCCUGAAGCGAGAGCUGUGCAACCAGAGGGUGGAGAAGCCGGACAUCCUCUCUGGGGAGGCCAACAAGAGCAAGAAAGGGGAGGACUUCACGCUCCUCGUGCCCAAGUGCCGCCGCACGCCGGGCGAGGGUGCCGGUGACAGUGCAGGCGACGACGACACCAUCUCGGUGUUUGCGAUUUUCGAUGGCCACAAUGGACCUGCAGCUGCCAUAUACACGAGAGAGAAUCUCUCAAACAAUGUGUUAGCUGCCAUUCCUCCAAAUCUUACAAGUGAGGAGUGGACAGCUGCACUUCCAAGGGCACUAGUGGCAGGGUUUGUUAAGACAGAUAAGGACUUCCAAACAAAAGCUGCACGAUCAGGGACCACAGUGACCUUUGUUAUAAUAGAUGGAUGGGUUGUCACAGUAGCAUCAGUUGGUGAUUCACGCUGUAUUCUAGAAUCUGCUGAAGGUUCAGUAUAUUCUUUAUCUGCUGAUCACCGCCUGGAUGCCAAUGAGGAGGAGGUGGAGCGUGUAACUGCAAGCGGUGGUGAAGUUGGGAGAAUAAAUAUUGCUGGAGGUGCUGGGAUCGGUCCACUCAGAUGCUGGCCAGGUGGAUUGUGUUUAUCAAGGUCAAUUGGUGAUACCGAUGUUGGAGAAUUUAUAGUUCCUGUCCCACAUGUGAAGCAAGUAAAGUUGUCUAAUGCCGGAGGGCGGCUUGUCAUCGCUAGUGAUGGUGUGUGGGAUGCACUGAGCUUUCAAGAAGCUCUGAACUACACGAGGGGGCUGCCAGCUGAAGCUGCUGCAAAUCGAAUUGUUAAAGAAGCUGUGAGCUCGAAGGGACUAAAAGAUGAUACUACUUGCAUAGUAGUCGACAUAUUACCUCCAGAAAAGCUAAGCCCACCGAUAAAGAAGCAUGGGAAAGGGGGCAUCAUAGCUUUAUUCCGGCGGAGACCCUCUGAUGAAUUGUCUGAAGAACAGACAGACAAUGGGUGUUUUGAACCCGAUGUUGUGGAGGAACUCUACGAAGAGGGCUCUGCAAUGCUUGCUCAGAGGUUGAAUAUGAAUUAUCCAGCAGGAAAUAUGUUCAAACUGCAUGAUUGUGCAGUCUGUCAAUUGGAGAUGAAGCCUGGUGAGGGUGUCUCUGUUCAUGGCAACAUGCCGAAGCAUUCACGGGUUGACCCCUGGGGCGGUCCUUUUCUCUGUUCAUCCUGCCAAGCGAAAAAGGUGGCAAUGGAAGGGAAGCUGCAUUCGACAAGUUCCCAAUCUACAGUCCAACUUGUGCCCAAGUAGCCUUCAUCGACGGUUUUGUAUACUAAAGUUCAUACAGGCUAAUAUCACUAACAACAGCACUGGCAAAUAAAGCAUAUUUGUCAAGAUCGUCUAUCGUCAUCCAACCACUGGUACAGACUAAGGAAUUAAGGAAUUUUCGCUACUAAUUCAUCACAAAUUGGAAGAUGAAUUGGAUGUCGGUACAGAUGAUAAAGAUUUGUGGCGUCAUUCCUAUGAAGCACCACAUUUAUUUUUUGAAGGUGCCUCUUUUUGUGAAGAAACCAGAAUAGAUCCCUAGGUUCAGAUGAACCAGUGGUCUUAAGGUGUGUAUAUGUGUCCUUGACAUUGAUUAGCAAGUCUCCAAGAACUCAGACUGGGUUCAUUUGUUAAUACCGGUCAUGGAGCCCUUUUUAGCUUGAACCUAGACUUUUCCCAUUCUGUGUGAUAAGUGACUAUUUUCCGGACUCUGA